GUUUUUGAAAGUGUUUUAUUGACAUAAAGAAGCCGAGAAUUAAUGGUGAAAAGCAGCAGUCCCAUCGGAAGAGGGGAGGGGAGACGUGGUGCUGGUGUGUCCCAGCCCUCUGCAUCCAGCUGGUGCGUCGCUUCGCAGCAGUAGCGCGCCACACUCACCAUGGCUGUAGCCGCAAGCAGGACGCUCUUGGCGCUAUUUGUUACGUUUUGCGCACCAGGAUGCGGAUGGACAGCAGAGAAGCCCCUGCGGUCACACAAUGGGAAACAGACAUCUGUGGAUAAGGGCCUGAGAGAGAGCUGGGAGCCUUCUAUUCAUCUGGAUGGAAGACCUGUGGACCGCUUCGUCAUCAACGCCAACAAACCCACAAGGUCUCACCGCUUCACAGAAGUGGGGAAGACCAGUCGCUCUCCUCUACUGGAGGAUGUAGACCCUGAAUGGGUUAACCUGGAUGGCUUUGCUGUUUUGGGCGGUACACCUGUCAGCAACACAUCAGCAGGUCCAGCCAGGUCACCACAAACUGCUGCCAGAAAUCAGCCCUCUUCAAAGCGGGCCACCAGGGUGGACAGAACGGCUCACCCAUUAGGCGUGUCUAAGACACGGACACACAAGAGGGCCCCUCAGUCCUCCUCAGGUCCCAGGCAGCCUGAGAGAGCUUUGGCAGGAGCUCCCCCGCUGGAAAGGAGACGCCAACACCACAUCAAGCCACAAUCUGACCAGAGAAACCGAAACACACAAAAACUAACAUCUGAGUCCGUUCAUGUGGUGUCACUGCAGGCACAGAAAGCCCAGGGCCAGAGCGCAGCCGGCAGCAGAGCAGUCGCAACCAAAACAACCACACCAGUGCCACCGGAGUACGAGGCCCAGGACAUCAGUGUCAGGGUCAUGUCUCCUCAGUCGGUCCUCAUCUCCUGGGUUGACCCUGCUGUUGAGAUGGGGAAGGUCGGCCCCAGGGUAAUCAGAUCCUACACAGUAAGGUACAGGGAGAAGGGUGAGUCAGCACGUUGGGAGUACAAGGACAGCAACCAGAGGAGGAUAAUGAUAGACUCCCUGUCUGCUGAUGGCAUGUAUGAAUUCUCUGUCAGAAUCUCUCAGGGAGAAAAUCAGGGAAAGUGGAGCGUCUCCGUCUUUCAGAGGACCCCUGAAUCAGCACCAUCUGGGCCACCAGAGAACUUCGAGGUCAAGCCACUACGAGGCAAAGGAACUGCUGUCAUAGCAACAUGGGAUCCACCUGAAGAACCCAAUGGAAGGAUAAGAGAGUACAUCCUGUCUUAUGCUCCUGCUAUGAAGCCAUUUGGAAUGAAAAGUGUGACGUACCGUGGCACCACAGCCACCAUAGAUGGCCUCACACCAGGAGACCGGUACAUCUUCAAGAUCAGAGCAACCAACAGGAGGGGUCAGGGACCACAGAGCAAGGUCCUCAGUGUUGUCAUGCCAAGAUCCAGCAGCGCUGCCUCUUCGUUCUCAAAAACCAAGGACAGCAGCAAGACUAGCCACACUCUUUCCAAACAGGAUACUGACCAUGAUGAACCUGACCUGCAGUCAACAGAUGCAACAGAAGAACCAACCAAGCCCCCUCAGCCACGCCCUGCUGCACCUGUCAACGGCCGUGUACGCCCACUUUCCCAGUCACGCUCCUAUCACAGCAUCUUCUCCGCUGUAAGGGGCUCAGUCAGAAACACAGUGAACAGAGGGUCGUCCAGAGGAAAAGCUCAAGAUAGAGAAGAUAAGGAGGUAGAAGAAGAGAAAAAACCCACAACGCCGUCUCCGGUAGAAGAGACGACAACCAUGGAGGUUGUACCGGAGAGAAAAGAACCCGACAACGAUGUUUCCCCUGAAUUUGAAGAUGAAAUGGGAUAUGAUGAAAAGCCUCUGACUACUGUGACCCCCAGCCUCAAAGUUUUGACGCCCUCCCCAACUAAACCUCGUCCCAAUCCACCACCCAGAAGGCCCAUUAAGAUCAGGGUCCAUCAAAAACCAGGAUCCAAGCCUGCUUCUUCCUCUUCAUCUUCUUCUACUUCAUCCUCCUCAUCCACUUCCUCCUCUUCUUCUGAUUCCUCCUCAUCUUCUACUUCACCUUCUACAACCUCAUUAUCCUCCUCCUCACAUAUUCAAGAGUCCACAGCCAGUAGAAAGGACUAUGUGGCUUCCACAGACCCAGAGAGCAAAGACAUCCACGAUAAGUCCAGGUUAACACAUACAAAUCCCUCCUCUACAGUUGUAAAAGAAACCAAUUUACAGCAGACAGAGGCUACAUCUGUUGGUAGAGGUUCGGCUUCAGCGGGGCGCACCAAUGGGUCUGGGUUGGGCUCUAGAUAUAGUUACAUUCGAAGACGUCCUGGAAUUUUGUUUAGAGGGAAUUCAACUCGAAAGCUGAAUGAUUACAAACCUGCAGUCAUCUCACAGUUGAAUUUACCAAGCAGGACUUCGAACCCAGCAACUUCAAACCCACAUAGUUCAGCAACAUCACAGUCCACUUUACCAGACAGGACCCCAAACAAUGUAAUAUCACAUACUUUCAAUUCAGCAACAUCCAGGUCCGCUUCAGGAAGUGAAACCCACAGCCAGGCAACAUUAGAUGCAUAUAAUGUUGACAAAUCACAUUCCACAUCAGGGUCUAGAUCUAAAGGCUCUACAACUUUGCAGAGCUCAAGCACCAAUCCAUCCACUUCACAGAGCAGCUCAAACAACCCAUCCAACACAGACACAGCAGGCUCUUCUCAGUCAACUUCACACAGAGGAUCUCAUAGCUCUGCAACUUCACACAACACACAGAGUUCGCGCACAUCACUUGAGCGAGACACAACAUUCAGGGAGGGAAAUGGUGACACUAAUUACAAAAGCACAGACGCAGAAAUAACCAAAGUUAAAGAGCCUACUUCAAGCUCUAUACCACAACCCACAGAGGAGAGAGGGAGUGAAGAGAAAGAGUAUGAAGAGGGAAGGGAAAUGAGACGUAAUGAAAACCCUGUGGUUCCUCGUACUGGAAUUAGCCCCUCAUUUGCUGAAAAGUUCCCUUGGCUAGCUAGCCGUUACCCAGGCAAGUUUGGUUUAGGGACAAGAGGUUCAUCUUCCAGGCAGGAUGGUAGGACCCCCUUGAACAGGACAUCAUCCUCCAUGGGCAGACCCGUAUUAAGGGGGACACCCACGAGGGUUUCAGGGGCCACAGGUGCUGCAGGAGUAUCCAUGAUACAGCAGACUAGUGAAUAUCUGAGGACUGACAACUUACUAAAGAAUGGGGUGGGAGUGGGUUCAGUUAAGCCUUCUUUGACCAAUCAAAAUACAGCAUCUAGUGAUGCUAGGAACCUUGCUACCUCAUCCUCUUCAUCAUCUUCCUCUUCAGCAGCCACUUCUUCAAACUCUGAUUCCCAUCAUUCCUCAGGUGGACACAGAGACUCAAGUGAGCAUGUCCAUAGAGGAACCUCUAAUGACAAUGAUAACGGUCAUAAUGAAGAUUAUCUCAAUGAGAGGAGUAGAGACAUCAGUGGGAAAAAUGAUAAAGUUGCAUACCCCACAUCAGCCCAAAAGAAUCCUACUAUAACUCCAGCUGACCCUAACAGAAACGUAGAGGACAAUGAUAGUGUGGAUACAAGGGAAUCUUUUUCCAAGACAAGACCUGGCUCACCGCAUAUUCAUCGUCCAGGUAUGGGGUUGAACGGUAGGGUGCGCUCUCCUCUGCUUGCUAACACGCAGUUUGGUGGAUCUAGGCUUCCCAUCAGACCACAGCCAGCACAGAACUCAAGGCUGGGUUCUUCAAAGUCAGAUUCUUCCUCAUCAUCAUCUGACUCCUCUUCUUCCUUAAAUGUGCCCCAGCCAGUUUUGACCUCAGAUCGUGACAUUGGCAGUGGCACUACUGUGACAAAGACAGGCGGAUUAAAAAACUUAAGGGGCCAGGGGGGAAGGUCUCGCUAUCCCAUCAGAGGGAAACCAACCAAUGGAGGACAACCCAAGCCUGCUAAUGGAAACGGUAAAAAUGGACGACCCAACCUGACAGCAACACGUGAUAAAGAGACCUCAUCCUCUCAUGGAACCAGCAAGGCCGUUCCUCAAAGGUUUAUCACUGGACCUGAUGGAACCAAAUGGGUGGUAGACUUGGAGAAGGGGGUUCUUAUGAACCAGGAAGGACAAAUUCUCCAGGACUCCCAGGGCAAACCUAAGAGAGUGGUGGUUGGAGAGGAUGGACGCACGAUUUUUGACCACAUGGGCAGUCCCCUGGUAAACCAGGACGGUAUGGCUCUGUUUGGUCACGGCCGAGACAGCCGGCCUGUGGUCAACCCCAAAGACAAGAUCCUCAUGAUUGGAGGGAAACCUGUACUUGGCUUGGACCUUCCUCACCUCAAGUCCACCACCACCACCAUGGUUCCUACCACCACACCUGAACCCACCACCACUGAGUGGAUCACAGAAGAGUCCACCACUGCACAACCAUACCCAUCCUGUCCACCUGGAACCUUCUCCAAAACAGAUGAAUAUGGGUCUCCAGUGCUGGACCCAGAAGGAAUAUUGGACUGUUAUCCAGAAGAGGAAUCCUCAGGAAUGGAAAUGGACCACACGGUUUCAGUGACCAUGGUGCCUGAUGCUUUAGCUCUUAAGAAAGAUGAGCUUUUUGUCCAGACCACCCUGCCACCCACAACCACCAGCACUACAACAACCACCACAGAAAUCCCGACUCCGGAGCCAGACACCAGACCCUCCAACCACGGCCCGUCAUCUGAGUUUGACCUCAGUGGGAAGAAGCGAUUCACAGCUCCCUAUGUGAACUACAUCCGGAAAGACUUGGCUUCUCCUUGCUCCUUGACGGAGGCUCUGGAGUAUCUUCAGGUCGACGUCCUAGAAGACUUGAUAGAGAAGGACAGCAUUUCAGCCAAUCAGAAACAGCCUCCCAAGAACAAGCCUCAUAACUUCACCGUGGUGGCCAUGGAGGGCUGCCACUCAUUUAUCAUCCUGGACUGGGGCCGCCCACUGAAAGAUGAUAUGGUGUCAGGCUACAUGGUCCACAGUGCUUCAUAUGACGAUAUCCUCAACAAUAGAUGGUCCUCUCGACCCGCCAGCGGGACACACCUGCCUGUGGAGAAUCUCAAACCCAACUCUAGGUACUACUUCAAAGUGCAGGCCAAGAAUGUGUUUGGUUUGGGACCCUUCAGCGAUACACUCACCUAUGUCACCGAAUCAGAUGAUCCUCUUCUCAUCGAAAGACCUCCUGGUGGAGAACCAAUCUGGAUCCCCUUUACCUUCAAGUAUAACUCAGCCCACAGCAGCUGUAAGGGCAGCCAGUAUGUCAAGCGGACAUGGUACAGGAAGUUUGUGGGUGUGGUUUUGUGUAACUCUCUCAGAUACAAGAUCUUCAUGGGAGAUGGUCUUAGAGAGCCCUUUUACAGCAUAGGAGAUACAUUUGGCCAGGGAGAUGACCAUUGCCAGUUUGUGGACUCCUACAGGGACGGAAGGACAGGUCCGGCCUACCUCUCAAAUAAUCUGCCAUCAGCACAAGGAUUUUAUCGCGCCUACAGACAGGAGCCAGUUUCAUUUGGAGUUAUUGGCCGACGCACAGCCCAUCCAUUCGUGGGCUGGUAUGAAUGCGGGGUGCCCAUUCCCGGGAAGUGGUAACACAGGAGGAGUAGGAGACAUUGUUACCGAGGGCAACCCUUCUGCAUCCUGCUGCAGGCUCUUACCUUCACUGGUCUUGCCCUUAAAAACAGACUUUUGCCUGCUACAAUGAAAUGACACCACUACGAAUUUAUUACAUCUUCACGGAAAGAGAAUAUAGUACUUUUUAAACAACUUAAUGUUUAUCAUUACAAUGCACUUUUUUUAUAUAAAGCAGUCUGUAUAUGAGGGAAAAAAGAAGCAUGUGUGCUCUUGCUUAGUGUAACUCUUGUCUUAAAGUGUCCUUGUACUAUUCCCAGCUAUCCCAGAGACAGGUCCUCACCCAGUGUUAUUUAUCUCAUCAAUAAUGCACACACAUGGCCAAACCAGUGACAUUGGACCAAAGCACAAGCUGCAAAGCAAACUGUAAGAAUGGAUACUCAAGGUGUGUAUAGGUCUGUUCAUUUUUAAUCGUGAGAUUUGAAUUUCAUAAUGUAACAGCUUCUGAGAGCUGCUUUUUGUUUGUUUAUUUGUGUUCCUAAACCAUCAAACUGUUUGUUUGUGUUUAACACCUUUUUGGUAUUCAUCAGAAUUCAUUAAAAGUUACUGUGUAAGUUUUGUAAGUAUACGGACAAAGAAUAAAAGAUCAAAUAUUUGCUCAGGAAUUGUGAGAGAUUGAAUAAAGGUGUUAUGGAAAACACAGCAA
Molecule: messenger RNA, 6286 nt
Organism: Perca flavescens (yellow perch)
Lineage: Eukaryota; Metazoa; Chordata; Actinopteri; Perciformes; Percidae
Gene: fndc1
Product: fibronectin type III domain containing 1
Exons: 22
Coding region: 160-5601 (1813 amino acids)
Molecular function (GO): protein binding
Source: RefSeq, a predicted model, not a curated record